Messenger RNA from Drosophila rhopaloa, 5302 nucleotides. RefSeq names its product kazrin (gene Liprin-gamma). Lineage: Eukaryota; Metazoa; Arthropoda; Insecta; Diptera; Drosophilidae. Gene Ontology annotation, molecular function: protein binding. The record is from RefSeq and is a predicted model, not a curated record.
UGUGUUUUUUUUUCGCCAGUUCAACGAAAGAAGCUCGCGAGUGCGGUAGCGGAUAACGGUAAACGGUAGACGGUAGCUCCAAUAACGGUCCAUCGGCGGUCCAUAUAGCAUAGUGCAGUGUAGUGUACCGCAGUGUUUUUAAGUGAAGUGCAGACGGGGGUUGCUAGCAAAAAGCCCAUAAAAUACAAAACGCUAAAAGGUGAAGAAAGAAAAAAUAUUUAACCCAAGUGUGUCGGUUCAGUGUUUCUGUGGUGCGAAAAUCUCACGAAAAUAGAAAAAAAGAAAACAAGAGGAAAAAUUCAAUAAAAACAUGGCCCGCUGAGCGUUGAGCCGCACACAACAGAAAAGCUGGAAAAACAACGUCAACAGCUAACUGGGGAAUAACAAAAACUCACGUCCGAAAAACCAAAACUAAACUCGGAAAAAAGCACGAAGCGAAAAAGAAAAACAAGCGCGAAAAGUUGCUCGCUUAAUAAAGGAUUUUCCAUCCAGCUGGAAUGUGUUGAGUGGAGAGUGUCACUAAUUGAAUGCUUAUUGCUGCCUGGACAACUCGUAAUUGAAUGGGAGAUUGAAGCGCGCAAGAGCGACAGGGACAUCCAUCUUAGCGUACGUAUUUACUCGAUACCUACGGUUCUACAGCUUAGCUCAGAGAAAAAAUAUCGCCAAGUGUAGUGCUAAGUCAGAAUGUUUGAGCGUCGAUUAGUUCAGAGUGGUGGCAGUUGAGGCGCCCAGAAGAGAGCACGAGAACGUCCUUCCCGCCCACUCGCAGGCCCCGUUUUCCGGUGGGUGAGUGUGUGCGAGCCAGAGUGGUGCGUCGGCGAGUGUGUGCGUGAGUGGUGCCCGCGUCGGUGGUGGUUAGCAUGCAAAUCAACGGUCAAGCUGCCGGACCCACGAUGGCAGCCUCCGAGCCACCAGAGCCGCCGCCGCGCAAUCCGGACCGCAUAAACGCCUCGCUGCACAAGCUGGGCGAAUCCAAAAUCGUUAAAUCGCUGGACAGUUCGGUGACGACAGCGCUGAAGGAGAAAGCCGCUUCCGUGAACAACAACAAGCCCAUAAGGCCGCUGCUAUCGCUGGACAGCUCGGCGACGGCCUCGACAUCCUCGGGGGCAGCAGGAGCCACAGGAUCCGGGGGCGGAGGAGGAGCGCCUGCGAAGCCAUCGCCGUCGCCCUUGGUCUUGGCCUCCAAACGAGACCUCACGCCCAGCAACGACAGCAGCUCAUCGCCGUCCAGUUCGAAUGGCAGCAACCAGACGCUCACCCCACCCAUGACCGCUGAUAAUCAGCCGCUUCAGCCGCAGUUACAGCACCACCAGCACAGGAGUCCUGCGUAUCCUGGCAAGGUGGAAUUGGCAGGUGUGCCUGUGGCCCUGCAGCAGCAGCAACAGCAAUUGCCGAAUGGCAUCUGCAUCGGCAGCAGCAACAGCAACAGCCACUGCAACAGCAACAGCAACAGCAACAACAGCAGCAGCAGCACUUGCAACUCCGGCACAGCCAUGAUCCAUGCGAAUAACUCGAAUUUAAUUGCCGCAGGUCACUUGGCCCAGGCAACUGGCCCCGCCCACAACGCCCCCUCCGGCGGCAGUGCCCUCAAUGCUGUCGACAAGCGAAAUGCCAACCUAUCGGAACCGGAUCAGGACCCGCCCUCGAAUGUGAAUGUGAAUGAGAAUCUCAAUCUGAAUCUGAAUCCGAACUCAUCGGUGGCCCUGGGACCCCCGCACUCCCCCACCUCCGCCGCCUCGGCGGCCUUGCUCCUGUUGGAGUCCUGCGAUGGAAAUCGCAACGACGAGUCAAGGUUCCACCUGCAUUCCGCUCCCCGCUCAGAAGCUGCCAUGAAGCUGCGCGAGGAGAACGAUCGCCUCAACGCCGAACUGCUUCGCCUGAGGCGACUCCUCGAGCUCUCCACAGACGGAGCAGUGGGUGGAGUGGACACCACGGCGGAACUGGAGGCGGUCUCGUCCGCCGAAGGAUCAGCUGCCAAGGAGCGAAUCGAGCGGCUGGAAUCCGAACUCAGAUCGGUGAAGAACCAGCUGCUCACCAUGCGGCUGGAAAGGAAGAAACUGCGGACGGAUAAGUCCGAUCUUCUGGGCCAGGUGAAACAGUUGUGCGCCUCGCUGCAGGAGAAGGAGCAGGAGCUGCGCGACUUCAUACGGAACUACCAGGACCGGGUUCGGGAAACCGAGACAACGAAUGCCAAGAUCUCCGGGGAUCGGGAUCGGGAGCGUUUCCAGCUGCUCAAGCAGGCCCGCGAUGAGGCGGAGCGUUCACUGGCUCUGGCCCAGCAGCUCUCCGCCCGGGAUCUGCAGCUCCAGAGGCUGCAGGAGCAGCUGCAGGAGACCCGCCGCCAGUUGACCGGAUGCCUGUCCGACCAGGAGAGCCUCCACUCCUUUGCCCCGCUGACCCCUCCGUCGGCCGCCUCGGGAAUGCUCAGUCAGAUGGCCGCCGCCUCGGGAAUGGGCGGUGGAUUGGCAGGGAUUCGGGGCACCACCGAGGACAGUGGGCGUGGCAACUCGCUGUCCGCCUUCAGUGGCAGCUUGAGCGGGGGAUCGGGAGCCACGGCGGGGGAUCGCAACUCCUGCUCGAAUGACUCGGGCCUGAGGAACAGCAGCGAUCGGGAGAGCACCGGCGGAGAACUGAACUUCAGCGAUGGCACCUGCGACAACGGACCCUGCAUCACGGUCGAUCCAGAUAGUAUCUCACUGGUGUCCAGCCAGAACAUGUAUCAAUUUGGCACACCCAAGGAACGCAGCCCCACAUUGUCUCCUCUCAACUCGGCUGCCUACUCAAGGUCUGUGGAGCAGUUGGGCUCACCUGUGGAUCCCGAAGGACCAGGUGGUGGAGCCAUCAGCAGGAAGUUCGCCAGCGCCAACAAAAGUGGACCACUUGGAGCUCGCAAUGGACGUGGCGGGACUUGGGGAAGCAUAUCCCGGGUGUUUGCCCGCUCCCGGAAUAAAAGCAAGGCUCUAUCCGCCGAUGGAGUCACUGAAUAUGCCGACUACUCGUGGAAUCCGCUGACGGAGGAGGGCUAUGCCGAGAAGCUGCGUCUGCUGCGGGAGGCCUCCCAGCUGCCCAUCGACCGCUGGCGGGCCACUCAGGUGCUGGCCUGGCUGGAGGUGGCCCUGGGAAUGCCCCAGUACAGCGCCAGGUGCGCCGAGAACGUGAAGAGCGGCAAGGUGCUGCUGGAGCUGAACGACGUGGAGCUGGAGGCGGGACUGGGACUCGCCCACCCGAUGCAUCGCAAGAAGCUGCGGCUGGCCAUCGAGGAGCAGCGGCGUCCAGAGAUGGUCCGCUACCCCCUCAUCACGCAGCUGGGCCACACUUGGGUGGCCACCGAGUGGCUGCCGGACAUCGGACUGCCCCAGUAUGCGGAGCCCUUCGUGCAGUCCCUCGUCGACGCCCGGAUGUUGGACACGCUCUCCAAGAAGGAGCUCGAGAAGUUCCUGGGCGUCACGCGGAAGUUCCACCAGGCCAGCAUUGUCCACGGCAUCCACGUGUUGCGCAUCGUGAAGUACGACCGCCAGACACUGGCCAUGCGGCGGGUGCAAUCGGAGACGGUGGACACGGACCCCAUUGUGUGGACGAACCAGCGCUUCAUCCGCUGGGUGCGAUCCAUCGACCUGGGCGAGUACGCCGACAACCUGAAGGAUAGCGGCGUGCACGGCGGCCUUGUGGUGCUGGAACCAUCCUUUUCUGGGGACACCAUGGCCACCGCCUUGGGCAUUCCGCCCUCGAAGAACAUAAUACGGCGACAUCUCAACACGGAAUUCGAUGCCCUCAUUUUGCCCGCACGAGCGACUCUGGGUCAGGGCAUCCGUUCCGGUUGCGGCGUAGUGCCUCUAACGGGACCCGGCGGACUGCAGCACUAUGCCACAACAGAUCGCCGCUCGAGCGGCAACCUCAGGAUUUCGGCAUGGAAAGGAUCUCAGAGCUCCCUUUCUAAAGCCUUUCGGUUUAACAGCAAACCCCAUCGCACCGGCGACCGCAGUUCCUUUGGGAACUCCACCUCCCCAACGCCUUCGUACAGCAGCAGCGAGGGUGGCGGAGGAAUAUACGCAACCAUAGGCCACCAGUACCCGAAUCCGCAUACGAAUCCCCAGCAGCAGCAGCAGCACUACCACCACUUCCUGCCGCCGCCGACGACGGCUCCACCGCAUCCCUCGGCCGGGGGCAUCUACAGUCAUGGUCCGCCGCCGGGACAUCGGGUGAGCGCCCCGCCGGUGGGGGGAAUACUGGAUGGCGUGAUGACCGACCCCCAGAUGCUCUACGAGCAGAGUCGGCGGCGGGUGAAGAGCAUCAGCGACAUUGGGGCAUCGACGAGUGCGGGCAGCGUGGGGGCCUGCAGCCUGGGGGGCAUAUCGGCAUCCUCGGAGUCGCCAGAAUAAGAGUGAAACGCUAGCUAGAUAGGAUGAUAACUACCACAACCAAAGAUACUCAGCUGUACUCCCGCAUGAAAAUCCCAUCUUCCCCAAGAAACCAAACAACCAACUCACCCAACUUCCCAGCUGCAUUUGAGCUUAGAUUCUACGAGCAAACUCAAUUAUAUUCAAGUCAGUGUCAGACCCACCUACAAGAUACAAGCAUUCAGCAGAUACAGAUACAUAUGCGUCGAGAAAUACAAAUAAGCGAGUAAUCAUUUGAUCAAAUCAGAUAGAACUACGAACUAUAUGCUAAACGUAAUUAACAAAAUAAAUAUUGUGUAGACUAAGCGCUCUAUCCGCAGGCAAAGAAGAACGAAUCAAACACUCCACCCUAAACACAAAUCAACUGGAAUAGUUUAAUCAAUCGCGUAUAUGUAAUUCUAAUUGUAAUUGUAACUGUAAAGCUAGCUCUAAACCGAUUUAAUAGUGAGAGGCAGAUUGGGUGGAAGUACUAUACUCACAGAAUUAAAAGCUGAUGCGCAGACACUGGAGAUGCGAUUGCAAUUUAGAUAAAUUGAAAUUAUUUUGUAACCGAAACUAUCGUAGCUAAGCAAAUGGAAACGGAAACUAUUGAAUUAAAUUUGAUAAGCCGCGCAAGGCGGCACUUUGUAAAUUACGAUAAGCCCUAAGCAACGUUCAAUAUCGCAUGGUAAUGGUAAACGAAAAAGAAAACAUACAGAAACAGAAUCAAGUAUAUGGUAAUUACAAACGCACUCCCCAAAACCCUCGCACAACCAAAGAAAGUCAGUCAGCCCGCUUAAUCCGCCAAUCUAUCAGUAUCGAAGAAUCCCCGUAAGCGUCAGGGUAUUAUUAAGCUGACCAAUUUAACUCUAGACCUAUGACGAAGAAACUAUCGAAUAAACCAAUGAUCAAAACUCUGUUGUAAA